Molecule: messenger RNA, 1899 nt
Organism: Dioszegia hungarica
Lineage: Eukaryota; Fungi; Basidiomycota; Tremellomycetes; Tremellales; Bulleribasidiaceae
Product: methylenetetrahydrofolate reductase
Exons: 10
Coding region: 1-1899 (632 amino acids)
Biological process (GO): tetrahydrofolate interconversion
Cellular component (GO): cytosol
Molecular function (GO): methylenetetrahydrofolate reductase [NAD(P)H] activity; FAD binding
Source: RefSeq, a predicted model, not a curated record
AUGAAGAUCACAGAGAAGCUUCAGAAGGCGGAGAGGGAGGGACGGACGUUCUGGAGUUUCGAGUUCUUCCCGCCUAGGACAGCUCAGGGUCUGCAGAACCUCUACGAUCGGAUAGAGCGGAUGCGGGGUCUGGGACCAGAGUUCAUUGACAUCACUUGGGGAGCUGGAGGCAAGAAUGCCGACCUCACUUCGUCCCUGGUCCAGGUCUGCCAGGAGACGAUCGGGAUUGAGUGCUGCAUGCACCUGUGCUGUACCGAAAUGCCCGCUGAGAAGGUCAAAGAGGCUCUCGUUAAAGCAAAAGCACACGGCUGCCAAAAUAUUCUCGCCCUCCGCGGUGACCCCGUUGCGGGUACUUCCACCUGGGAGCCUACACCUGGCGGCUUUCACAACGCCGUCGACCUCGUCAAAUACAUCCACGAGACCCACCCUGGAGACUUUUGCGUCGCUGUCGCCGGUUUCCCGCAGGGUCAUCCCGAAUCCCCCGAUACGCCAGAAGGACGGAAACAGGAGAUCGAAUGGCUGAAGACCAAGGUCGAAGCUGGCGCCGACUUCAUCUUCACCCAGCUCUUCUACGACACCGAGAUCUUCUUUGACUGGGUCCGUCGCGUUCGUGCCGCCGGUAUCACCGUCCCCAUCAUCCCUGGAAUCAUGCCGAUCCAGAACUGGGAAAAAUUCCAGAAAUGGGUCGACCGCGAGAAGAUCAUCGUCCCGGACCACUUUUACGAGCAACUCAACCCGAUCAAGGGCGAUGAUGAGAAGGUGCGGCAAGUGGGGACGAAGCUGGUGGGGGAUAUGUGCAGGGCGAUAUUGGCGAAUGAGGAGGCGGGGAUCAAGGGGCUGCACAUCUACACGUUGAACCUGGAGAAGGGGGCGAAGAUGCUGUUGACGGAAUUGGGGCUGGAAGGAAGGAGGGAAGCGAUCGCGCCGUUGCCGUGGAGGCCGAGCUUGACUCCGCAUAGGCGAGGGGAAACGAUCAGGCCGAUCUUUUGGGCGAAUCGCGUUCAGAGCUAUUUGUCGAGAACGGACGACUGGGACGAGUUCCCGAACGGUCGAUGGGGUGAUUCCCGCUCGCCAGCGUACGGCGAUCUUGACGGAUACCCGGUCUCAAUAGGCAUCAACUCCAAAGACGCACAAGAGCUCUGGGGCACACCUACCACCCCUUCAGACAUCUCCGCCCUCUUCGCCCGUUUCUGCCGAGGCGAACUCGCCAAGCUUCCGUGGUCCUCUCAACCACCGGCGAGCGAGACGAGCGUCAUCCAGGAGAAGUUGACGCGGAUGAACGAGAUGGGCUACCACACCAUCAAUAGUCAGCCCGCAGUAGAUGGUGUCAGGUCGGAUGAUAAGGUACACGGAUGGGGACCGCCCGGGGGUUACAUCUACCAAAAGGCCUACCUAGAGUUCUUCGUCUCGCCCGCACUCCUCUCUCCUCUGAUCCGCCGCAUUGAGCGGGAUCCCCGUAUCACCUAUUAUGCUGUCAACCGCCAAGGCGACCUGCGGACCAACACCCACUCGGAGGGACCGAAUGCGGUCACAUGGGGUGUCUUCCCAGGGAAGGAGAUUGUCCAACCGACCAUCGUUGAGGCUAUUAGCUUCAUCGCCUGGAAGGACGAAGCAUUUGAGCUCGGUCUCCAAUGGGCUCAUCUCUACCCCGAAGGCUCGCCGUCCCGUACUCUCAUCGAAGGCGUCAUGAACGACUCGUACCUCGUCAACAUUGUCGCCAACGACUUUAAGCACGGCGAUGCCAUCUUUGAGCCCUUCCUUCUCGACACCACGGCGGCGGGCAAGGCGGUAGCGGACGUCACAGCGACUGCCAACGGGGUCGUCAACGGCGUCGUCGGGAGUGUCAAGAUACCCAGCAUAGGUUUCAACAAACUGCCAUACCAUAUACUUCUAUUGUAA